Molecule: messenger RNA, 1645 nt
Organism: Schistosoma haematobium
Lineage: Eukaryota; Metazoa; Platyhelminthes; Trematoda; Strigeidida; Schistosomatidae
Exons: 8
Coding region: 1-1227 (408 amino acids)
Biological process (GO): L-cystine transport
Cellular component (GO): vacuolar membrane
Molecular function (GO): L-cystine transmembrane transporter activity
Source: RefSeq, a predicted model, not a curated record
AUGUCUAUGCGUUUGUUAUUUGUCGUUUUGUAUACUUUCGUUCUUUGGAAAGUGGUCCAUCUUGAAAAUGCAAGUGAAGUUUAUUUCGAACCAAAGUCAGUUCAUCUUCAGUCAGGUGGCUUCAGAAAAAUAUACAUAGGAUUAAAGGGUACAGCAGAACAUGAUAUUUUUCUUGAGUUUCAAUAUUGGGACCGAAAUGGCUCUGUAAUUUCACUAAAAGAACCAAAUCAUUCUGUUAUUCGGCCCGUUAAUAACGUAACCAUAAGAAAGAUGCAAUCGGAACCUUCGAAUUUCACCGUUUUUGCGAAAACACCUGGUUAUAUAUACUUGGGAAUAAAGCCUGCUCCAAACGUAAACAUUGUGAACGCAGGUAAACCUAUUUUUUCUGUAACUGUGGUGCAUUUUCAUUGGUUAAAUACAUUUCAAAUUGUGAUUGGCUGGAUUUAUUUUGCCGCUUGGACAGUUUCAUUCUACCCUCAGUUCUUUUUGAACUGUAGACGAAAAAGUGUGGUUGGAUUCAAUUUCGACUUUGCUGUGUUGAAUGUGAUCGGAUUUUUAUUCUAUAGUAUCUACAAUAUUGGUUUAUACUGGAUCCCACUUAUUCAGGAUCAAUAUUUGCAAAGAAAUCCUUUGGGAUCAGUACCAGUACUAGAGAAUGAUUUGGCAUUUGCAUUUCAUGCAUUUCUAAUUUCUUUAUUAACAGCUUUACAAAUAUUAUGUUACGAGCGUGGUGGUCAACGUGUAUCAAAGACAUGUAUAGGAAUAAUAAUAUUAAUCAUUAUCCAUACGAUAAUUGUUUGUAUAUUAGGCGGAGUUCAUUACAUGGAAUGGUUAGAUACGUUCUACUUAUUAUCUUAUGUUAAACUAUUUAUCUCAUUCAUUAAAUAUGCACCUCAGGCUUUAAUGAAUUUUCGUCGCAGGAGUACAGUUGGUUGGAGUAUAGGUAAUAUUAUAUUAGAUUUCACUGGAGGGAUUCUAAGUAUUGCACAAAUGUUGAUUAUAGGAUACAAUACGGAUGAUGUUAGUAGUAUAACUGGAUCACCAAUCAAACUUGGAUUAGGUAUUUUAUCGAUUGGAUUUGAUAUUUUAUUCAUGGUACAACAUUGGUGUUUAUAUCCAUCAUCAUCAUCAACAACAACAACAGGAUCCUUUUCAUCGUCAUCAUCAUCAGUAACUCCUUCAUCACAGUCAUCAUCAGAGAAACCAAACAAAUCUGAAAAAGCGUAAUCUUAAAGUAGAAGUAACACAAUAAUACUAUUGGAAAUAUUAAUUUUAUAUGCAAAUGAAACAGAGCAUCUAUUUCAUAUAUAUAUAUCUUUCCUCUUUUCCUUGCUUUGAUUGAUUUUCAACUUUUAGGUUGUAUUUUGUUUUUCUUCUAUCUUUAAAAUCCAGUUUUCUUUUGAAAAAAAAAGAAAAGAAAACUUGUUUUCAUCUUUACAUGAUAAACAACUUGAUCAAAGUACAUUUUUCUUUUUUGACGCUUAAUCCAUUUCUAAUUCAGGUACUUGAUAAAAUUCUAUUCUAUUUUACAUGUACUAUGCUUUGUAUAAAUGAAGUUUAUUGAUUUAUUACUAUUUUUUUUUUGUAAUUAAUAUUUUGUUUUUAAUUAAUUUUUAUGAAUGAAUGAAAUAGAUUUCAUUGAAUU